AUUUGAAGUCGCGUCGCCAUGCUUGCCCCCAUGAACCAUACAAAAUAUUGCUCGCUCCAAGCUUCACCUCUCUUCCUCCUGACCCUUUCCCUGCCCCCUUAAUCCACCUUUGCCGAGACGCCGUGAAUAUGCGAAUACAGUCCCUGUUUGUGCUGGGAACGGUCUUCUCGGGCGCAAUUGCUCACCCUGAGCCUACUGCUGAAGUGUCGUCGAAAUGGCCUUCUACCACAACUACCCCCCUUACAGCACCGACACCCGCCACGCUCCAUGGCAAUAACGGCGCAAGAAACAAACGUUAUGAACAUGGCCUGCUUUUAGAAAAACGAGAUACAACUACGGAGGACCCUGCGACCACCACAGAAGAGACCACCAGUACGACUAAAGAAGCAACAACGGAGGCGACCACGCAAGCUGAUACCACCACUGCCCCUACAACCACCGAAGCAACAACAACAACAACCGACGAUGCCACGACCACGACGGAGUCCUCUACGACAACAACUUCGAGCACGACUAGCACAACUAGUUCCACCAGUUCGACGACCUCCACAACCUCGACCACAUCCUCCACAUCCUCCACAUCACAAUCGACGAGUAGCAUGUCAACCACCACCACAAAGAGCACAUCGACUACCGCCACAAAGACCAGCUCGACGUCCACUGCAACAAGCACAAUCAGUGCUGAAAUGCGAGAAUACAAUCAUCGUGGAAAUAUAGCCGCCAUAAUCACUUUUAGCAUAUUGGGGGCUAUCUUCUUUGGUUACGGGUUCCUUCACUGCUAUCUGGAUUCUCGAAAAAAGCGCCAGAUUGCAGCGACAAAGGCAGCAGCGGAGGCCGGAUCAGACUAUUCUUUGGUGGCAUUAAACCAGAAUGCGAGAUCACAAAGUGAAAUCAACUUUGACCGGUCCUCUAUGAUGUUCGCUUCUCAAUCUGCGUCCCGUACGGAUUUGUCUUCCGUGGUUCAACAAGGUGCGCGACCUUCAUCGCUGGCAGUCAGCGAGACACUCCACCCAAGUCCAGCGACAGGUCCAUCCUCUAAUAAUCCCCGGGGGAACUUCAUCUAAUACCAGAGGGUCAAAUAAUGUUCUCAACGUGGUGGUAUCCUGUCCGACCAAUAUAAUGUGUAAUACGAUGUUAACGUCAUUUGCACGUCCAGACCUCAUUUCCCAUCAGCGAUGUACAAUUAUAUCCAAUUUUCUUCCUAUUAUGUAUUUUCAAUAUUCUACUUCUUCCCUAUCCACCAUGCAUAAUAUUCAUGGCUCGUAUAAGUUGCAUUAUUUGCAACCUAGACAUCUCAUGUGUCCAUCAUCCUUACUAGAAAUGCAAUAGACUCUGCAUGAACAGUCUUCCCCAUUA
Molecule: messenger RNA, 1356 nt
Organism: Aspergillus caelatus
Lineage: Eukaryota; Fungi; Ascomycota; Eurotiomycetes; Eurotiales; Aspergillaceae
Exons: 1
Coding region: 129-1064 (311 amino acids)
Source: RefSeq, a predicted model, not a curated record